Scleropages formosus (Asian bonytongue) is the source of this 3524-nucleotide messenger RNA. Its product is annotated as zinc transporter ZIP12-like. The record is from RefSeq and is a predicted model, not a curated record. The transcript has 13 exons. Gene Ontology annotation, biological process: intracellular monoatomic cation homeostasis; zinc ion import across plasma membrane. Bases 198 to 2252 code for a protein of 684 amino acids. Lineage: Eukaryota; Metazoa; Chordata; Actinopteri; Osteoglossiformes; Osteoglossidae. Gene Ontology annotation, cellular component: plasma membrane. Gene Ontology annotation, molecular function: zinc ion transmembrane transporter activity; monoatomic cation:bicarbonate symporter activity.
UGUCGCUAAUCCUCUACAGCUUACACAAUUCUUAUUUCUGAUAAGAGGUUUUUGCCAAUGCGCCGGAAUUCUCUGAGAGCCUUCCUUGCUGUCCCCAGAAGCAGCCAAACAACCCCCGCUCCAUCAACCACCAGAGGAAAAAGAGAUUUAUCCACCCAGAGGGAGGACAAGUCUCCGAUCAACAGCUGGAGACGAGUAUGGCUCCUAGGGGGUGGGCCAUGCCACUACUGGUGCACCUGUGCUGUUUGAUGAGGGCACUUGGAGCCAUGGGAGGCAGGGAGGCGGGCUAUAUGAGGGAAGCCCUCCAGGCCCUCCCGCUGGACGACCCGGUGCGGCUUCCGAGGAACCAGACGGGGGCGUUGGUCUCCAGUCUUCUCCAAACUGUACAGUGCCCCAGCCGGAUUGGGGGCACCCUGGACCAGUGCCAACAGUGCCUUACAGCCGACAUUCUGCUCUCCGUCUUGGAGGAUGAUGGGAGGAACUACCUCACCGAGGAGGACUUCGGCAGGGUCUCCACCGUGCUGCUCUACUACGUGGUCAACAUGAAGGACCUGUGCACCUCCAACAGCUCUGUGGUGCCGGGGGACUUCCAGUACUACCUCUCAGCCGUGACGAGCCUGCACCCUCAGGAAGACGAUGACUACCUGUCCCCCAAUGAAACGGAGAGCGUGCUCCGACUCAUUAACCAGCAUUACCAGGCAGGAGCCUCAUCCGGGCAGUGUGUCAAUGCCUCGUCUUUGAUGGAAGAGGUGGGUGUGGUGGAUAGCCGUGGGGCGGACCCCUCCGCUGUGGCAAAGCUGGCCGCGGCUAUUGUGAGCCACGCCCUCCUGGGCCGGUGCUUCAGCAAACGUGAUCUCCCCUCCCCGGGGUUCUUCAUCGACCACAUCUUCGAGUCCCUGAACCGCACCACCAGCCUGGAGGUGGCAGACCUGGAAGCUCUGUUGUAUCAGGUGGGUGUGGGAGGGGGAGGGGCCUAUUAUCACCACAGCAGAGGGAGGUGGAACACAAGAAGCCCCGUCCAGAGGUGGACGGACGCUGCAGAAUCUGAGAUCUGCCAUCAGGAGCCACACGAUCGCAGCAGAGAUUGGACAAAGGUCUGCUUCUCAGCCAAUCAGCUGGUGGAGAUUUUCGUGUUGGAGCCCCACCCCCUGAUCUCCAAGGAGCAAUUUGAGCAGAUCUGCCCGGCCAUCAUCCAGCAAAUGCUAGAUAACGCGUGCGGCUUUCAUGAGCAUCCAUUGCACAUCACUCCUCCCAGCGCUGUCGAGAAGUAUGGCUACAGCACGGCGGCUGUGCUGCUCAUCACGCUAAGCUCCAUGGCAGGUACCGCCCUUGUCUUCUUCAACACUUGUCAGGAGACCUAUGACAUGCUGCUACAGCUUUUUGUGGGCCUGGCGGUGGGCACACUCUCUGGGGACGCCCUGCUGCACCUCAUCCCACAGAUCCUGGGCCUCCACAAUCACAGCCAUCAAAAGGACCACUACAGCAUGGAGGGGAACGAUUACCUCUGGAAGAUCUUGGGGAUUGUAGCAGGAAUCUAUGGCUUUUUCCUCAUCGAAAGGAUCUUCUCUUUUGUCAUGCCAGCACACAGCCAGGGUCAUCUGUUCCGGAACGAGCGACCGGGCCAUUCUCAUGAUGUUCCACUGGAGCUGCACUGCAACGCUCAUUCGCAGAGGGGGAAAUCGAUCUCCACCAUGCAGCUGGGAACCUUGGAGGAGUCCGAGUGCACCGAAAUUCCUUCCGAUGAGCCCGAAGUGUGCAUUUCCCCUCAUCCGAAGAGAACAGGGGUGCCCCUGCUGGCCUUGAUGGUGACCGUCGGCGACAGCCUGCAUAACUUCGCCGAUGGCCUGGUCAUCGGAGCGGCCUUCUCUUCCUCGGUUGAGACCGGCACUGCGACCACUGUGGCCAUACUAUGCCAUGAGAUCCCGCAUGAAAUGGGCGACUUUGCUGUGCUGCUGAGCUCAGGUCUGCCUGUGAAGGUUGCUGUGCUGAUGAACUUCCUCAGUGCCCUCACCGCCUUCCUCGGGCUCUACAUCGGUCUUUUUGUCUCCUCGGACAUUGAGGUGCAGCACUGGAUCUUCACAGUAACCGCCGGGAUCUUCCUCUACCUGUCGCUGGUGGAAAUGCUUCCAGAGAUGAGCCACGUGAAGACCAAGAGACCUUGGCUGAUGUUCCUGCUGCAGAACGUGGGCCUGCUGCUCGGCUGGGCGUGUCUCCUGGUUGUGGCCAUCUUCGAGCACGACUUGAAGUUCUGAGGAAUGGACCGCACAGUUCCCCCAAUGGGUCUUUGCUUGCCCAUCUUUGCAUGGGCUGGUUCCACAACGGUACAUCGUGCGGUCGAGCCCCUCCCCUGUCUACCUUUCACUUAUUGAAAUGAAGAACUCGCUGCAUCUUCACAGAUGUUACCAGGAAGGAAAUGUCUCUGUACUGUCAGGCGCCAUGACUGGUGGUUUGUGCGGUUUGACCCAAAACAAAAGCAGUGGUUCAGGUUAAUACAGUAUUUGAUCACGUGACCAGCAUAAGCUGCCAUCUAGCUCCAGACCACUGCCGUGUACAAGGAAGCCAUCCUGCAAUCGUCUGGAUUUUUUAAUGCAUUUUUUUUUCCCAUUUUUUUACAUUGUGUCACCAGUGCAUUGUGGGACAGACAGCUCAUCCAGGUGAAAUUGAUGGCAUCAAAUGAUCUGAGGGUAACGGUUCGCAAGGACUCGCCACUCAGAUACAUAUCUUUCACUCUGACUGCAGGCCCCGUUGCCCUGGGUGACUGGACCCCAUGCCCACCCUGGGACUGGACUCUGUGUCCCCACCUGGGGCUGGACCAUGGUUAGUGCCUAGUCCUGAAUGGACAGAAAUGUGAUGAUUGGAACAGAAUCACCCCCGUUUUGCUGCGCUUUGUGGUUUUGCGGUCAGCUGCGUAUUUCUGCUGCUCAGCAACGUCUCUUUUCAUGAUUUAUAAAUCUAGUUCCACGGAAAAGGUGUCGCUUAAUCCUGUUAAAUAUUCAGCAUAGUCAAUGUCACCGUGAGAUACAGUCGUAAUAAAAGCAUCCCUAAUACAGUACUUCUCAGACUUUCUCUUUUAACUCUGCUUCUCUGCUAAGAAGUGAAGCACGUCUAGCAGGGGGGUCGGAGGUGGAUGUGGGGUCAGAUCCCAGGGCGCCGACCAAGAGAGGAGGAGGGUUUCUGGCUUUCCUGUUCCUAUGGGGCCCUGGCGCCCACCCGGGACGCGUUCCGCCACCCACCGAUUUGCUCUCCUCCUCCACGCUGACUCAUCGGGUGAGCAGCAUCGUGGGCUCCACGGAACAAUCGAUGCCCCCCCACCAUCAUCACCUCUUCUUAUUGUGCAAAACAGUGAGCAAAUAUGUGACAAAAUAGUGUUAUGUAAAAUUCAUAAGAAAUACAGCACUGGGGGGGAAGGCAUGUAGCAAACCAGCAUCAUGUGGACAGAACGGGACAAAAGCUCACAGAUGACCUGCUAUUUCAGCACAUAAAGGUCAGUGUGACACUGCUGUUGCCACCCGCACUUUAAUUCU